GCAGGGCAGGGCGGCGAAGCACUACUCAUGAUGCGGAAAUCGCAGCUGAAAACCAGCUCUGUUUAAAGGUAUAACCUUCAGUAGCAGAACAAAUCCAGGCCAGUAAGCAAGCUGCCAAGUCUGCCUGUGCCUUGUCAAAGAGAGCAGCUGGGCCCAUUUUUAAUUAGCGCUUCCUAACACAACAUCUCUGAGUCACUGAAGGAGACUAGACAGACCCGAGUUUGAAGAUUUCCAGACAUCUAUAGACAUUGAAUGUAAAAGAAAAGAAUAUCCAAGUUAUCUUUGCAUAAAUCUGGUUGAUUUAAGAAAAAAAAGAGGGAGAAAACAGGUGUGAUUUUCACUCAGAAAGUCACAUGAAGGUAUUCUGCCUUGAGACUGUAUAAUGGAUGAUGGUUACCGGAACAGCCCAAACGUCUACCACGGAGCAAGGGAUAUAGCUCGAGAGGUGACCAGGCAGUCCCGGAACCAGGGAAUGGAUGACUAUAAGUAUCAGGAUAACUAUGAGGGCUAUGCCCCCAGUGAUGGCUAUUACCGGGGCAAUGAGUCCAACCCAGAGGAAGACGCACAGAGUGAUGUUACAGAAGGCCAUGAUGAGGAGGAUGAGAUCUAUGAAGGCGAGUAUCAGGGCAUUCCCCAUCCAGAUGAUGUCAAAACCAAACAGAACAAGAUGGCGCCUUCCAGGGCAGAUGGCCUUCGGGGCCAGGCAGACCUGAUGGCUGAGAGGAUGGAAGAUGAGGAGCAGUUGGCCCACCAGUAUGAGACCAUCAUUGAUGAGUGUGGCCAUGGCCGCUUCCAGUGGAUUCUCUUCUUCGUCUUGGGUUUGGCCCUGAUGGCCGAUGGAGUGGAGGUGUUUGUGGUGAGUUUUGCCCUGCCCAGUGCGGAGAAGGACAUGUGCCUGUCCAGCUCCAAGAAAGGAAUGCUUGGGCUGAUUGUCUACUUGGGAAUGAUGGCAGGGGCCUUCAUCCUGGGAGGCCUCGCUGACAAACUGGGCAGGAAGAGAGUCCUCAGCAUGUCUCUGGCUGUCAAUGCCUCCUUUGCCUCGCUGUCCUCCUUCGUGCAGGGAUAUGGCGCCUUUCUGUUCUGCAGACUCAUCUCUGGCAUAGGUAUUGGGGGUUCUCUGCCAAUUGUUUUUACCUAUUUUUCUGAAUUCUUAUCACGAGAAAAGCGAGGAGAACACCUCAGUUGGCUGGGCAUCUUCUGGAUGACUGGGGGCAUCUACGCAUCCGCCAUGGCCUGGAGCAUCAUUCCACACUACGGCUGGGGCUUCAGCAUGGGGACCAAUUAUCAUUUCCACAGCUGGAGAGUAUUUGUCAUUGUCUGUGCUCUGCCCUGCACUGUAUCCAUGGUGGCCCUGAAGUUCAUGCCUGAGAGCCCCAGAUUUCUGCUAGAGAUGGGCAAACAUGACGAAGCCUGGAUGAUUCUCAAGCAAGUCCAUGACACCAACAUGAGGGCCAAAGGGACUCCAGAGAAGGUGUUUACGGUUUCCCAUAUCAAAACUCCCAAGCAGAUGGAUGAAUUCAUAGAGAUCCAAAGUUCAACAGGAACUUGGUACCAGCGCUGGCUGGUCAGAUUCAAGACCACUUUUAAGCAGGUCUGGGAUAAUGCUCUGUACUGUGUGAUGGGGCCCUAUAGAAUGAACACCCUGAUUCUGGCUGUGGUCUGGUUCACCAUGGCUCUCAGCUAUUACGGUCUGACAGUUUGGUUCCCUGACAUGAUCCGGUAUUUUCAAGAUGAAGAGUACAAGUCUAAAAUGAAGGUGUUUUUUGGUGAGCACGUGUAUGGUGCCACCAUCAACUUCACCAUGGAAAAUCAGAUUCACCAACAUGGGAAGCUUGUGAAUGACAAGUUCACAAAGAUGUACUUUAAGCAUGUACUCUUCGAGGAUACCUUUUUUGAUGAGUGCUAUUUUGAAGAUGUCACAUCUACAGAUACCUACUUCAAAAAUUGCACCAUCGAGUCAACCAUCUUUUACAACACAGAUCUGUACAAGCAUAAAUUCAUCAACUGUCACUUCAUCAAUACCACCUUUCUGGAGCAGAAGGAGGGCUGCCACAUGGAUUUUGAGGAAGACAACGACUUCCUGAUUUACCUUGUCAGCUUCCUGGGCAGCCUGUCUGUCUUACCUGGGAACAUCAUUUCUGCCCUGCUCAUGGAUAGGAUCGGAAGGCUCAAAAUGAUUGGUGGCUCCAUGUUGAUCUCGGCAGUCUGCUGCUUCUUCCUGUUUUUUGGCAACAGCGAGUCUGCGAUGAUUGGUUGGCAGUGCCUGUUCUGCGGGACCAGCAUUGCAGCCUGGAAUGCUCUGGAUGUGAUCACAGUGGAGCUGUACCCCACCAACCAGAGGGCAACAGCCUUCGGCAUCCUCAAUGGGUUAUGCAAAUUUGGUGCCAUCCUGGGAAACACUAUCUUUGCUUCUUUUGUUGGGAUAACUAAAGUGGUCCCCAUCCUUCUGGCUGCUGCUUCCCUGGUUGGGGGUGGCCUGAUUGCCCUUCGACUGCCAGAGACUCGAGAACAGGUCUUGAUGUGAACAGCCUGUGGGGAGAAAAGAGACUGAAAGGAUCUGGGUGAGAACACCUACAUGCAGCCACACUUCCUGCCUCUCCCUGUCCGCAGGCGACAAGGAGAGCACAGCAGGAGUUGAUUUUGUGAUCCGUUAGUUUAGAACCCACUUCAGCUGUCAAUAUGUAUGUUUCUCAGGUGACUGAUUUGGGGGUGCCUUGAGUCAGCCUUAGAAUCCCAGAACUGUGUGCUUGGCUUUGGGUCUCCCCAGUUCAAGGUAGUAGGAGGGCUUUUCAGUUGGUGCACACACUAAGCAAGGAGUAUGCAUUUCCCUAGGUGAGGUGCAAGGACUCUUAUGCUUUCCGAAAUUAAUUUUAGGGUGGAGAGAUGGUCAAGCUUCUCCACAAAGCUCCCAGGAGUCCAGUGACCUAACACAUUGACUUGGCUGGAGGUUGGAGUCAUUACAUGAAUAUUGGUCUUGAAGAAGAGGAUGCAUAUAUUUUUGCAUUUGAAAAUAUCACUAUCAUAUUUUCCACUUGAAAAUUGGCACAACAGCAUCGAAGAUACUCUGAUAUGAUGUAGAAAACCAAAUAUUUGAACACUGUCUCUAGAGGUGGACCUUUGGCUCUAGUGUCUUCAGUUAUCCCUAAUGACUGGGGACACAUCUGAGAAUAUUUUUUCCUGUGUUGCUCUGUUCAAAGAAAUGUAAUGGGCUAGGUAUUUUGCAAAUUAAGUUUGUGUGUCAUUGUCAUUGGGUUUUACUUUCACAAAUGGCAGCUGCAAAUAUUGUCAGCAUUUUAACUACAUUUUCGAGAACUUGAAGGUUUAAGUCCCCAAAAUUGGGUCUAAUCAAUGCAAGUAGUUUCUUAUAGUCAUUUAAAAGCUCAUAGAAGGAGGCACUUAGCAAAAUAAGUAGAGUUUCAUUUAGGCCAGGGAUCUUUUUUUGGGUAGGCAAUGUAGUUACUUUCCCUCCUACACCGAUCAGUCCAGAGAUCAAGCUCACAGUCCUAGGUACUGGUAUCAAAUUUGCUGUUCAUCCAGAUAUAGUAGAAGGAGCCUUCCAUGACCUUUGACACCAUUUGCAGGUGAGCGUGAAAUGACACGGG
Messenger RNA from Octodon degus (degu), 3602 nucleotides. It is a transcript of the gene Sv2b, whose product is annotated as synaptic vesicle glycoprotein 2B. Gene Ontology annotation, molecular function: transmembrane transporter activity. The transcript has 13 exons. The coding region runs from base 383 to 2524 and encodes 713 amino acids. Gene Ontology annotation, biological process: transmembrane transport; chemical synaptic transmission. NCBI's taxonomy places the organism in Eukaryota, Metazoa, Chordata, Mammalia, Rodentia, Octodontidae. Gene Ontology annotation, cellular component: membrane. The record is from RefSeq and is a predicted model, not a curated record.